CACGGGACGAAACGGAAGAACCCAUUUCGUAGAGCGGCAGGAUGCGGGGCAAAGUUCUCCUCCGCGCGUCCGAGUACCAAUGGAUCUCGCGCGUGAUGGUCCUCGAAGUCGCAUCUCUCUCGUUCUUCUGUCCCAAGUCCCAGUGCAGUUUGGAGUGCGUACAGCUACGGGAUGCCACGUGCGAGACGGUAGUGGUUUCGUCCGACCAUUUGCACUGCUUCCGCGUCAUCGAGGUCGAUGACGAACACCACGCCACUAAGGAGUGGAUCAUUGAUGUGGCGUCGUCCCAAGUCAAGCAAAAGUGGAUUUCCGCCAUUCAAACGAAUAUUCUUGAGCUCAAACGCGUCCGCUGCCCUGCCAAGGAUGUCGCGGCCAAUUCUGCGAAGGAGGCUCCUGUGACCUCGCUUCCCGCAGACAACAUGGAUCGAAUCGAUACUGCUCGGCGGCUCAUCCAUGACCUUCAAACUCAGCGCGGCAGCGUCUUCCUUCGUGGGAAGGACGUUCUAGACAUAUUGCAGAAGCACAUUGGGAUCAAAUCUCGAACGGAAGCGGUGAUCCUGGGCAACACGCUUCUGAACGAAGGGUACUUCAAGCACAUGGUGUCGCAGUACACCCUCUUGGACGACGACUGCCUCUUCGAGACAGUGUCGCGCACCCAGGUCAACCUCCAAAAGCAGUUCCACACCAUGCCGGACGCCGACGACGGCGACGACGAAGUCGAACAGUCGCUGCAGAACCAGUCCAACGGGUACUACUGCCCCGAACUGCACAACUUGUUCGUAAGCAUGCUGUCCGAGAUCGAGAUCUCGUACGUUGUCGACGAUCCUCGUCCGAACGAAGAUUUGUCGAUCUCGGCGGUGGACCUGGACCGGAGCGGUCUGGCAUUUGACGCGGCAAAGGAGCUCACGCUCAAGGAAUGCAUCUACGGAACGGACGCCGUGGAGUGCCUCAUGAACGCUGGGUUGCUUAACGAAGACGCCGCGGUCGUGCUGGGGAACCAACUCUUGGCCCGCGGAUACUUUAGUCCAAUGGACAACGACACGGACAGUUUUGAAAACGCCAGGAAGCGGUAUGUCCUGUCGUCGUCCAUCACGCGAUCGGUGGCGCCGACGGCGGAAGAGACGCUGAUGGAAAUUCAGUGCCAGGAAGAAAAAUACCGGCAGGACCUUGUCCGGCGCGACGACCUCAGAAUCCACGGCAUGCAGCUGCUUGCGGCUUCGUUCCUUGUCAUCCUGCUACUGGACAGUCUCCAGUCCAUGUCACUCGGGCUGAAAUUAUUGCUUGUCGCGUUUUGUGUCGGUGGCAAGAUGUACUUCCACGACCCGCUCAUCACUGCUGCCGCACCUGCUCACCUCCCUGCCAAACUAACUGCGCCAACCAAAAAGCCCAAGACGAAACGAAUGACAGCACCAUCCACGACAUCGGUCGACCUGCCAUCGCCAAAUCAGCUCCGAAAUCGCAAAAAUCGCGCCGGCGAGACGCCCAUCCCGUCGACCACGGCGUCGUCCACGUGGAGCGACUCAGGUAGCCCCACGACCAUCGCGACGACUGAACCUGUUGUGUCGUUGACUGCCGACGAGCUCGCUCGAGUGGCCUCCUUCCGAACCAUGCUGAGUAUCACGGACGAAAACAGUUUUCUUUUCAAGGACGACUACCUGUACAGCGUCCUGAAUGUCCGCAAUCGCACCAUGACGUAUGCGGCAGAGAAACUACAGCGGUGCAUUGCUUGGCGGCAGUCGUACGGUGCAGCCACGAUCACGAUGGACGAGAUCUUGCCUCAGCUAUCGAAUUGCUCGUUCUACUGGUUUGGGUACGACUACCACAACCGACCUAUCAUUUGGACGCGACCGAAGCUCAAAAAUUGGGGCAAGAUGGACACUGCGCUUGAGAUCCGUGCUCAUGUGUUUAUGAUCGAGCUCGGAAUCAAGCACCUGAUGCCGCCGGGAGUGACCACAUUUACGCUCGUGACCGACUGUCGAGAUGUUGGAUACCGAGAAGUGGAUAUUCGGCUGAUGAAAGGUCUGAUGGAGGUCUGUUCUGGCAAUUACCCCGAUCGCAUCGGCGCCAUUUGCAUCGGGCCACUCACCACUCUGGUGAAAACGUUGACGCGCAUGCUGUCACCUCUGCUUCCCGUCCGACUUCGGGAAAAGGCCAAGUUCAUGAAGCAUCCUGGGAAAGAACUGGAAGAGUUCAUGGCUCCCCAGUAUGUCCCCAAGUACAUGGGCGGCGAAGCGGACCAUCCGCUGAGUCAAGUGCCGGGCGAGUUCGACUUUCAAUUCAUGCUCACGGAGCAGCGGCGGCGACUUGAACGGCUGUCGCAGCAGGCAGCGUCUUAGCACAUAAAGACUCUUCCACGACAUUUUCCACCUGAUCCGUUUUUAGCACACCGAGUUAGCAAACUGCACGAGUGGUCAAAUGCUAUUUCC
Messenger RNA from Aphanomyces invadans, 2426 nucleotides. RefSeq lists its product as hypothetical. Bases 42 to 2336 code for a protein of 764 amino acids. NCBI's taxonomy places the organism in Eukaryota, Oomycota, Saprolegniomycetes, Saprolegniales, Verrucalvaceae. The record is from RefSeq and is a predicted model, not a curated record. The transcript has a single exon. Gene Ontology annotation, molecular function: phosphatidylinositol transfer activity. Gene Ontology annotation, biological process: intracellular signal transduction.